Aricia agestis (brown argus) is the source of this 1228-nucleotide messenger RNA. RefSeq names its product cysteine protease ATG4B (gene Atg4a). The coding region runs from base 70 to 1218 and encodes 382 amino acids. NCBI's taxonomy places the organism in Eukaryota, Metazoa, Arthropoda, Insecta, Lepidoptera, Lycaenidae. The record is from RefSeq and is a predicted model, not a curated record. Gene Ontology annotation, molecular function: protein-phosphatidylethanolamide deconjugating activity. The transcript has 9 exons.
UUUUUGUAAAAGCUUUUUAACUUUUUCAAAACUUUUAUUAAUUCGGUAUUUUAUAAAUUAUGCUAAAAUAUGGAUGCGGUAUUUGAUAUUUGUUAUCUUUCUCCGGACGGCAGUAAUAUUGAACCUGAUGACAUACCCAAAACAAAGGAUAGUGUUUGGAUUUUGGGAAAAAAAUAUAGCGCAGUGCAAGAUUUAGAUAGAAUCAGGCGAGAUAUCACGUCAGUAAUAUGGUGCACCUACAGAAAAGGGUUUGUCCCUAUCGGGAACGAGGGUUUGACGUCAGAUAAGGGAUGGGGGUGUAUGUUGCGAUGCGGGCAGAUGGUGCUCGGGGUUGCACUCGUUCGGAUUCACCUGUCUGCUGAUUGGGUAUGGACUCCUGAUACAAGAGACCCAACAUAUUUAAAAAUAGUUCAAAGAUUUGAAGAAAGGAAGCAGGCUCCUUAUUCAAUACAUCAAGUAGCUUUGAUGGGAGCUAGUGAGGGAAAGGCUGUGGGACAAUGGUUUGGACCAAACACAGUAGCACAAGUUCUCAAGAAAUUGAUAGCUUAUGACAAGUGGAGUUCACUUGUAAUUCAUGUGGCAUUAGAUAAUACAGUUGUAAAAGAAGAUAUAAUACAGCAGUGUAUAGUGAAAAAUGACAGAGGGGAUAACUCAAGCACUCCAAGCAAUGUAACAUCAGACUGGAUGCCGCUGCUGCUGAUAGUUCCUCUGAGGCUGGGCCUCAGUGAGAUUAACCCAGUCUAUAUUGAUGGGCUCAAGAUGUGUUUUGAGUCGCCACAGUCGAUAGGCGUGAUCGGUGGCAAACCGAACCAAGCACUCUAUCUUAUUGGCUGCGUGGGCGAUGAAGUUAUAUAUUUAGAUCCGCACACAACACAACGAUCAGGACUAGUUGAGAAUAAGAUGACAGAUGAGCAGAAGGAAAUGGACUGUACUUUCCACUGUAAGUUUGCAUCGCGUAUUCCGAUAAUGGCGAUGGACCCUUCCGUGGCUGUGUGUUUUCUGUGCCUGACGAAAAGAGACUUUGUUGAACUUUGCACAAAUAUCGAGAAUAAUUUGAUGAAAGAAGCUCAGCCUUUAUUUGAGCUCUGUGAGAAGAGACCCUCCCACUGGGGGCCUGCCACAUCCGACAUAGAUUUGCAAAAUACCUCAUUAUUUACAGAAUUUGAAGAUGUUGAUCGGCAGUUUGAUGAUUCAGACGAAGAGUUCGAAAUCUUGUGAGAAUUUUUAU